UCGGGACGUUCCGCAUGGUCCUCCAGAAGGUGGUGGAAGAGGCGCAGCUGGAAGUGACGGACACUCUCAUCGAUGACAACAAUUCAGCAAUCAGAACCAGCGUCAGCAUCGAGCUCAGGUAUCAGACCAUGGACGGUUCCGUGGGCGCCUGGAACGAUGGAGAGUUUUUGGGCAACACAAACGUGCAGUGCGAGAUGGACAUUAACUACCAGUUAGAGACGGACAGUUUGCUCUCCGGUCAUAGCCAAAAUUCUGCCACAUCACCAGGCCGACAGCACCAAAGUCUGCUCUCUGGGGAGAGGACCUUCCGAAGAGUUGGUAAAGGAGUAUUUUCUGCCAUGAAGCUCGGCAAGAACCGUCCGCCCAAAGAUGACGGCAGGAAAGAUGAGCCGGCCAUCUUGGAGACAGAAGACCUGGACAGGAAGGCGAUGCGGCUGGGAGGUGGACUGGACCCAGACACUAUAUCUCUUGCCUCUGUCACGGCCCUCACAACUAAUGUCUCCAACAAAAGGUCUAAGCCUGACAUCAAAAUGGAGCCCAGUGCUGGGAGGCCAAUGGAUUACCAAGUUAGCAUUACAGUCAUCGAGGCGCGGCAGCUGGUGGGAUUAAACAUGGAUCCCGUGGUUUGCGUUGAGGUUGGAGAUGAGAAGAAGUACACCUCCAUGAAAGAGUCCACCAACUGCCCGUACUACAAUGAGUACUUUGUAUUUGAUUUCCACGUGCCUCCGGACGUGAUGUUUGACAAAAUCAUCAAAGUGUCAGUCAUCCACUCCAAGAAUCUCCUGCGUAGCGGCACAUUGGUCGGCUCCUUCAAGCUGGAUGUGGGGACGGUCUAUACACAACCCGAACAUCAGUUCUACCACAAAUGGGCCAUUCUAUCUGAUCCCGAUGACAUCACGGCCGGGGUCAAAGGUUACCUGAAAUGCGACGUCGCUGUCGUUGGGAAAGGGGACAAUAUCAAGACGCCGCACAAAGCUAACGAGACUGAUGACGAUGACAUUGAAGGGAACCUGCUGCUACCAGAUGGAGUACCUUCAGAGCGCCAGUGGGCUCGCUUCUACGUUAAGAUCUUCCGCGCUGAGGGUCUACCCAGGAUGAACACCAGUAUCAUGGCCAACGUUAAGAAGGCGCUCAUCGGGGAAAACAAGGACUUGGUGGAUCCCUACGUCCAAGUCACAUUUGCCGGGCAAAAGGGAAAGACGUCUGUACAGAAGAGCAGCUACGAGCCCAUGUGGAACGAGCAGAUUAUAUUCACGGAGAUGUUCCCACCAUUGUGUAAGAGGAUGAAGAUACAGAUCCGAGAUUCUGACAAAGUCAACGAUGUCGCCAUCGGAACCCACUUCAUAGACCUGCGCAAAAUCUCCAACGAAGGCGACAAAGGUUUCCUCCCAACCCUGGGUCCAGCUUGGGUCAACAUGUACGGCUCCACACGGAACUACACGCUGAUGGAUGAGCACCAAGAUCUGAAUGAGGGGCUCGGAGAGGGGGUCUCAUUUCGGGCCCGGCUGCUGUUGAGUCUUGCUGUGGAGAUUUUAGACACAACUUCUCCUGAGCUCACGAGCUCCACCGAUGUGCAAGUGGAAGGAGCGCCCCCAGUGGCUGAUAACUGUACUGGGAAGAUGGAGGAAUUCUUCCUCUUUGGAGCUUUCCUGGAGGCCACCAUGAUUGAUCGCAGGAGCGGAGAAAAACCCAUCAACUUCGAGGUUACAAUAGGAAACUAUGGGAACCAAGUUGAUGGGACGACCCGGCCAGGUCUACGGAAAAAAAAGGAAGGAGGCGACGGGGUGGAGGAAGAGACGGAACUCCUUCAGAACUCCAGUGAGGAUGAAGCAGACGAUGAUGGGGAAAUGCAGUCUGUCUCCUGCACGCCAACAAUGAAACCCUUUAUAACAGACAGGAACUACUUCCACCUCCCGUACUUUGACAGGAAGCCAUGCAUCUAUAUUAAGAGCUGGUGGCAGGACCAGAGGAGGAGACUCUACAAUGCCAACAUCAUGGACAAGAUUGCAGACAAGCUGGAGGAAGGGUUGAAUGACGUCCAUGAGAUGAUAAAAACAGAGAAGUCAUAUCCAGAGAGGAGGCUGCGGGGGGUGCUGGAAGAGCUGAGCAGCGCCUGCUUUCGUUUUGUCACGCUGGCCAACAAGGAUCAGAAUCAGAAUGGUCGGACUAAACUGGACCGCGAGAGAUUAAAAUCCUGUAUGCGAGAGCUGGAGAACAUGGGGACACAAGCCAAGACGAUGAGGUCUCAGGUGAAGAAGAACACCAUAAAAGAUAAACUGAAACUGGUCCAGAACUUCCUUCAGAAACUGCGAUUCCUGGCUGAUGAGCCACAGCACAGUAUCCCAGAUGUCUUCAUCUGGAUGAUGAGUAAUAAUAAGCGCAUCGCCUACGCCCGCUUACCCUCAAAGGAUAUCUUGUAUUCCAUUGUGGAUGAGGAGACUGGAAAGGAUUGUGGGAAGGUGAAGGCUGUCUUCCUUAAGCUACCUGGAAAGAGGGGUUUUGGCCCUGCUGGUUGGACUGUACAGGCCAAGAUGGAAGUCUACAUGUGGCUGGGCCUUACCAAGCAGCGGAAGGACUUUCUGAGUGGUCUUCCUUGUGGGUUUGAGGAGAUUAAAGCCGCGAAGGGCCCGGGCCUACAGUGCUUCCCUCCUAUCAGCCUCAGCUAUACAAAGAAACAAGUAUUCCAGCUGCGUGCACACAUGUACCAAGCACGCAGCCUGUUUGCAGCAGAUAGCAGCGGUCUUUCCGAUCCCUUCGCCCGAGUCUUCUUCAACACCCAGAGUCAGUGCACAGAGGUGCUGAAUGAGACUCUGUGCCCGACAUGGGACCAGUUGCUGGUUUUUGACAAUGUGGAGCUUUACGGAGAAGCCUGUGAGAUGCGUGAUGACCCUCCCAUCAUUGUCAUUGAGAUCUAUGACCAGGAUACCGUGGGAAAGGCGGACUUCAUGGGCCGGACGUUUGCAAAGCCAGUGGUGAAAAUGGCUGAUGAGGGAUACUGUCCACCGAGGUUCCCACCACAGCUAGAGUAUUACCAGAUAUACCGUGGGAACUCCACCGCGGGGGACCUUCUGGCUGCCUUCGAGCUCCUCCAGAUUGGCCCAUCUGGAAAAUCUGAUCUUCCGCCUAUUGAUGGUCCAACAGACAUGGAGAGAGGACCCAUCCUUCCAGUCCCAAUGGGCAUCCGGCCUGUUCUCAGUAAAUACAGAGUUGAGAUCCUCUUCUGGGGACUGAGGGACCUGAAGAGAGUGAAUCUUGCCCAGGUGGACAGGCCGAGGGUGGACAUUGAGUGUGCGGGGAAAGGAGUCCAGUCCGCCCUCAUCCAGAACUACAAGAAGAAUCCGAACUUCAGCACUUUGGUGAAAUGGUUUGAAGUGGAUCUCCCGGAAAAUGAGCUGCUUCACCCUCCUUUGAAUGUUCGUGUGGUGGAUUGCCGUGCCUUUGGCAGAUAUACCCUGGUGGGCUCCCAUGCUGUCAGCUCACUGCGUAAAUUCAUCUACCGCCCCCCGGACAAGAAGUCUCAGCAGUGGAGCACCUCCGCUAAAUUGAUGAAUGGCAUUAUGGCACUGGCCAACGGAGGGCCCUACUCUCGCCCCACAGGUGAAAUUGUCGUCAAUAUGGAGCCUGAGGUGCCCAUUAAGAAGAUGGAGACCAUGGUCAAGCUAGAGGCGAGUGAGGAGGAGAAAGAAAAGAAGAAGAAAAAGAAGAAAGGGGACGAGAUUGAAGAAGAGGAGCCAGAUGAGAGCAUGCUGGACUGGUGGUCCAAGUACUUUGCUUCUAUUGAGACACUGAAAGAGCAACUCCGUCAGCAAGAAGCCGCAGCGGCAGAAGCCGAGGAGAAGGAGGAGAUGGAAAUCGCAGAGGGCGCCAAGGGUCAGGUGAAGAACAAAGAAAAAGUCAAAGCGCCCAAAGAGGACAAGAAAAAGAAGCACCUAGCCGAGCAAGCGGAGAAGAAGAACAAGCAGAAGAUUGAUGAGUUAAAGGUCUUCAACAAAGAGCUAGAAACUGAAUUUGAGAAUUUUGAAGACUGGCUGCACACAUUCAACUUACUAAGAGGGAAGAUCGGGGAUGAUGAUGACACAGUCAGCGAGGAGGAGCGGAUAGUGGGAAGGUUUAAAGGUUCUAUGUGUGUGUACAAGGUUCCACUACCCGAUGAUGUCACCAAAGAAUCCGGCUACGACCCCAACUUUGGCACGUUCCAAGGAAUUCCCAGUAAUGACCCUAUGAAUGUGCUGGUGCGGGUCUACGUUGUGAGGGCUACAGAUUUACAUCCCGCUGACAUCAAUGGGAAAGCUGAUCCUUACGUGGUUAUUAAACUGGGCAAGACUGAGAUCAAAGACAAAGAGAACUACAUCUCCAAACAACUAAACCCUGUCUUUGGAAAAUCAUUUGACAUUGAGGCCACAUUCCCCAUGGAGUCCAUGCUAACAGUGGCGGUUUAUGACUGGGACUUGGUGGGGACUGAUGACUUGAUUGGAGAGACCAAGAUCGAUCUGGAGAACCGUUAUUACAGCAAGCACAGAGCAAUGUGCGGGAUAUCACAGACAUACGCCACACAUGGAUAUAAUAUGUGGAGAGAUCCCAUGAAGCCCACCCAGAUCUUGUCCAAACUCUGCAAAGAAGGGAAAAUCGACGGCCCCCACUAUGGCCCCGGAGGACGAGUCAAAGUUCUAAAUCGCGUCUUCACCGGGCCCACUGAGAUCGAAGAUGAAAACGGUCAGAAGAAACAGACAGACGAACAUUUGGCCCUUUCAGUUCUUCACCAUUGGGAGGAGAUCCCGCGAGUUGGCUGUCGGUUGAUCCCGGAACACGUAGAGACGCGACCCCUGUUAAAUCCAGACAAGCCAGGAAUUGAACAGGGUCGUUUAGAAAUGUGGGUGGAUAUGUUCCCCAUGGACAUGCCAGCUCCAGGUCCCGCCAUCGAUAUCUCUCCAAGGAAACCAAAAAGAUACGAGCUUAGAGUGAUAAUUUGGAAUACCGAUGAGGUAAUCCUGGAAGAUGAUGAUUACUUCACAGGAGAAAAGUCUAGUGACAUUUUUGUCAGGGGGUGGCUGAAGGGACAACAGGAGGACAAGCAAGACACGGACGUCCACUAUCACUCCCUUACCGGUGAGGGCAACUUUAACUGGAGGUUUAUGUUCCCAUUUGAUUAUCUGAUGGCCGAAGAGAAGAUUGUCAUCUCCAAGAAGGAGUCCAUGUUCUCCUGGGACGAGACGGAGUACAAGAUACCGGCACGCCUCACUCUACAGGUCUGGGACGCCGACCACUUCUCUGCUGAUGACUUCCUGGGGGCCAUCGAGUUGGACUUGAACCGUUUCCCUCGAGGGGCAAAGACGGCGAAGCAAUGCUCCAUAGACAUGGUGGCACCCGAGGUGGAUUUGCCAAUGGUCUCUAUCUUCAAACAGAAGAGGGUGAAAGGAUGGUGGCCCUUCGUUGCCCGGAAUGAAAACGAUGAACUUGAACUCACU
This is a messenger RNA of Nanorana parkeri, 5465 nucleotides long. RefSeq names its product otoferlin (gene OTOF). Gene Ontology annotation, cellular component: presynaptic active zone membrane; synaptic vesicle membrane. Gene Ontology annotation, molecular function: AP-2 adaptor complex binding; calcium ion binding. The record is from RefSeq and is a predicted model, not a curated record. The annotation marks the transcript as partial. Gene Ontology annotation, biological process: synaptic vesicle priming; plasma membrane organization. NCBI's taxonomy places the organism in Eukaryota, Metazoa, Chordata, Amphibia, Anura, Dicroglossidae. The transcript is spliced from 40 exons.